AUGACUGCGGUUGUUCAAUCUGCACCAUCUGUGAAUGACCCACUCGACAGAACAUUUAUAAACGAUGUCGAUCAAUGGAUUGAGCAAUUAUAUGAAUGUAAACCAUUGACAGAAGGACAAGUUAAAGCAUUAUGUGAAAAGGUAACGAUUUUGAGGAGUUCUGGAAGUUUUUGGGUGAAAAAAGGGAAUUGACAGUUGUGUAGGAAUCUAAAAAUGCAAAAAAUAUCUCUACGAAAAUAAAAAUUCGAUUUUUAUAAUAAUGAGCCUAUGCAGAUUAAAAUUUUGUAAUAAAAACACGAAAAAUCAUAAUUUUUUCUAUGCAGAAAAACGUCAAAAUAUACAGUUUAUUAUUUUUGAGCAAAGACAAUGUGAAAUUGAGAGUUUGUGCGAAAAAAUUAAUUUUUUCGUCUGCACUCUCUUAAUUUCACAUUAUCUCUACUUAAAAAUAAUAAGUAGACUGUAUAUUUUGACGUUUUUCUGCAUAGAAAAAAUUAUGAUUUUUUGUGAUUUUUAUUACAAAAUUUUAAUGGGGCUAUUCAAGUAUUUUCUCAACACGCUGAGAAAACAGGAGAAAUGCGGAGAAAAUGCAUUUUCUUCCCUUUUUUCGUAUUUUCUCACAAUCAGCCUACCUGAAUAGGUUUUCUUCGCUUUUCUCAGCGUUGAGAAAAUAACUUGAAUAGUCCCAUAAUCUGCAUAGGCCCAUUAUUAAAAAAACCGAUUUUUUAUUUUCGUAGGGAUAUUUUGGAACUUUUCGAUUCCUACACAAUUUUGAUAAUCACUAGUUACGCUAUGUGAGAAUAUAAUUAUCAUUGGCUUUAUUAUCGAAAAUCUCAUCGCUACCACGCGCUCCACCGAAAUAAACACGCAACGCAGACCGCGCCGCGCCACAACACUCACAAAUAAGGGUACGAUUCAAAUUCCCUCUUUUUUGUGUGUUGUGGCGCGGCGCGGUCUGCGUUGCGUGUUUAUUUCGGUGGAGCGCGUGGAGAUUUUAGAUAAUAUCUUGCAUUCAAAACAAAUUCCUAUCUCAAAAAUCUCUUUUCUUCACUGAACCCUGAAAUUUUGCUAAUUACUAACUUAUCCUACGUUUCCAGGCCAAAGAAGUGUUGGAAAAAGAGCCAAACGUGCAAGAAGUGCGAUGCCCUGUCACAGUUUGCGGUGAUGUACACGGACAAUUUCACGACCUAAUGGAACUAUUCAAAAUGGGCGGCAAAAGUCCGGACACGAAUUAUUUGUUUAUGGGCGACUACGUGGAUCGAGGAUAUUAUUCAGUGGAAACAGUUAGUCUGCUCGUUUGUUUAAAGAUUCGCUAUAAGGACAGAGUUACACUUCUUCGUGGAAAUCACGAGUCUCGACAAAUUACACAGGUGAGAAGAGAUUAUUUUAUUUUUUGCUGGGUUUUCUUGAAAAAAAAACAAUAUUUCUCCAGGUGUACGGGUUCUAUGACGAGUGUUUGAGGAAGUACGGAAAUUCGAACGUGUGGAAAUAUUUUACCGAUUUAUUCGAUUGUUUCCCGCUGACAGCGUUGGUUGAUGGACAAAUCUUUUGUCUUCACGGUGGAUUAUCGCCAUCCAUAGACACUUUGGAUCAUAUUAGAGCUUUAGAUCGUAUUCAAGAAGUGAGUUUGGGGAUUUUUGGGAAUUUUGGGUUCAGAAAACUAUAAAUUACUGUGUGAAAAUCCUAAAAAUUUCCAUUUUUUUGGCCCUAAAAAAUAAAAAUUGAUGAAAAAGAGCAAAAUUUCACAGUGUAUGUCCCUUUAAAUUACUGUAGCUUUUUGGGUUCAGAAAACUAUAAAUUAUUGUGUGAAAAGCUUAAAUUUUCAUCAUUUUUGUGCCCUAAAAAUUCAAAUUUGAUGAAAAAGAGCAAAAUUUCACAGUGUAUGUCCCUUUAAAUUACUGUAGCAACAAGUUUAGCUAGUAGUGCGAAAUAGUUUUGGACAUACAGUAGUGCGAAAUAGUUUUGUAGAUUUUUAACGUGGAUCCUUCUAAUAUAAAAAUUAUUGGAAAACUCUCAACAAAAAGCCUUUUGUGGUGUCCAAAAACCCCAGAUUAAAGGCGCAUGCUGAAGUACAGUAGAACCUGCACAUCUAACUCGGGAAGGAAAAAAAAUAUCGCUUAAAGGAGCAUACAGUAGGUCGAGCGGCUUUGGCGCGAGUGUAGAUCAAAAUUCCGCGAAAGCGGUUCGAGCGAAGCGAGUUUAUGUCCCUUUAAAUAACUGUAGCAACAAGUGUAUCUUGCCUUUAAGGAUUUACGGUACCCAGGGAAACUACGGUACUUUAAAGGAACAUAGACUUGUGCUAAAAGUACCGUAGGCUUUUUAAAGAUGUUUCUUAUCUUUGUAAUUUUCAAAAAAAAAAAUCAUUUUUACAUAUUUAUAAGUCCAAAAACCCUAGAUUCAAGGCGCAUGCCUAAGUACGGUAGCACCUGCACAUCUAACUCAAGAAGAACGAGUUAGAUAUGCAGGUGAUACGGUAUGUUCCUUUAAAGAUGGAGAUGCUGAAAAUCGACAUUAUUCAAAAUCUUCAUGAGAUAAAAAGUGACCAAAUUUUUCCAAAUCCAAAUUUUGGGAAACUAAAAACUCUAUACCUACAGUAACCCAAACUGCAAAAUCCGAAUUUACGGAAUAUGAACAUCUACAGUAAUCCAAACUGCAAGAAUUUGAAACUUUCAGAAUUUUUACCGAGUUUCAUUAAAAAUUUCCGGAAUUCCCCUAAAAAUGCUCAAAAAUUCCAGGUACCACACGAAGGACCAAUGUGCGAUCUAUUGUGGUCAGAUCCAGAUGAUCGAGGCGGUUGGGGAAUCUCGCCACGUGGUGCCGGCUACACAUUUGGACAAGAUAUUUCUGAAUCAUUUAACCAUUCAAACGGACUCACCCUAAUUUCACGAGCCCAUCAACUCGUAAUGGAGGGCUAUAAUUGGAGUCACGAUCGCAAUGUCGUCACCGUCUUCUCGGCACCAAAUUAUUGUUAUCGUUGUGGAAAUCAAGCGGCAAUGGUUGAACUCGACGAUGAUCUCAAAUACUCGUUCCUCCAAUUCGAUCCAGCUCCACGAAGAGGAGAACCACAUGUUACGCGUAGAACUCCCGAUUAUUUCUUGUAA
Caenorhabditis angaria is the source of this 3098-nucleotide messenger RNA. The record is from the annotation of a GenBank genome assembly. NCBI's taxonomy places the organism in Eukaryota, Metazoa, Nematoda, Chromadorea, Rhabditida, Rhabditidae.